CGCAAACUGUCAACAGCAAUUAGAAGUAACUCACCACAACCUCCCUGGCAUCAUGUUUGGUGGAACUGCGCUCCCUGGUACAUGCCUAGGUACUACAUGGUACUUUGCGCAGAGUAGUGAGAAGCUUCCUCCACCACCGCGGACCCUCGUUGGAGCAAUUCUCGGCGCCCAGGCCGAUGAGCACACACACCACGCCGUGCUGGACAACUACAUGCUCUCCGUGCUGGGCCAGGUCUCUUGAUCGUCGGAUCGUGCGUGACCGGUUACGUCCUCUGGCUGGUUGCCUUCUAACAAGGCUGAGGAGGCAGAACACCAAAAAGAGAGACCUAGGAGACUCGACUGAGACUGAUUUCACGGUCAUUCUCCCUAUUACAUCCUUCCUGGCCCUGAUACGCCUCGAAGGAGUAUCCCUAUCCACGUCAGCAAGUCACAUCCACCUGACAGCACAAAAGGUCGUGCUAGGAGCGGCUGAGGAGGCUGCCGGAAUGGGGGCCCGGCUUCCCCCCCUGCUCCGUGACCUUCAGCGCAACAAAUGCCGCACAGAUGGUGAGAAAGGUCAGGGGCAGAGUCACUUGCAACCAGCGGAACAUUGCCUCCUUAGAGAAUGUGCCAUCCUUUGGAGUUCCGGAGUUCGGAUCGCGAAACGUGAUAAUGUGAGUACUGAAGAAGGUCUAAGCGCGCCAGGUUCCUUGUCAGCCUAAGUGCCAGUAGUCGCGCUUACCAGCAGACUUGUAACUCACCGAGACGAAGGUGGCUGGCAAAGUAAACCAAAGUGACGAGUGUGCUGAUUAUCAUGAUGAUUGCUUCCUUCUGCAUACUUGCCGCCGCUUCGGUUUGGAGAUGGUGGACGACCUAAACAGGAAUUAACGUCGGUUAGAAGGGGCCUUCUGGAAGCGACGAGCAGACAAGUACGGUAAACUUACAAUUUCCUUCCUGUCUCUGGUAAUCUUGACGAGCAACUUCGUGCGCGCAAUUUGCCUUUGCAGAUUAGAGAUCAUAUCUUCCAUAGACGCUCAAGCCAACUAUGUCGAG
This is a messenger RNA of Exophiala dermatitidis NIH/UT8656, 1032 nucleotides long. RefSeq lists its product as uncharacterized. The record is from RefSeq and is a predicted model, not a curated record. Lineage: Eukaryota; Fungi; Ascomycota; Eurotiomycetes; Chaetothyriales; Herpotrichiellaceae. The coding region runs from base 177 to 701 and encodes 174 amino acids. The transcript has a single exon.